AUGAAGGAAGGAAUUGACCUACCUCAACCUCUUUCCCCCCUUGAUGGUGAUUGUUGCUGCUUGUUGUUGCUGGUGUUGCUGUUGGUAGUGUUGAUUGGUUGGUUGUCUUCAUCACAUCUAUCUGAAAAUUCCCUAUCUUCAUCACCUGGAUGGAGUCAGUCCUGUCUUCGCUGCCAGCCAGCUAACCUCUUCAGCCAGUUUUUUGCCAGUUUUCGCCUCCCUGCAAUUCUUGUAGUUUGUGUUUGUGUGACAUUCAACGACAUGAAUCAUCCACACAUGAAAUCCAGAUCUUCUACAGUCUUGUUAUAUCGGUCACAGCAGUGUAUUCCUCCCUAUCUCCUCACGCAUUCACCCCCAACACACAGCCUCACGCAUAAUGCA
Trichobilharzia regenti is the source of this 381-nucleotide messenger RNA. The record is from the annotation of a GenBank genome assembly. NCBI's taxonomy places the organism in Eukaryota, Metazoa, Platyhelminthes, Trematoda, Strigeidida, Schistosomatidae.